AUGCCAACACUCCUCAACCCAACCUGCGCGUCCAUCUCCACCCGAACGCUCAACUCAGCCACGCCUCCGCCCAGCGGCCCAGCGGCGGCGGGCGGGCAGGAGCUGGUCCCGCAGGAGCCGGGGCCGAGGCCGGGCGGCGACGCAGGCGUAGGGUUGAUAAAGCUGGCGAGCCCUUCGCCCGUGGCGGGCCCCGUGGGCGUGGGCGGGGGCCCGGGGGGCGGCGCGAGGUCGCCGUCGCCCGGCAGCACGGGCGGGCGGCGGCCGAGCAGCGCGCUGCUGCUGCACCCGGCGCACGCGCUGCGCCUGGUGCGCCCGCCCGCCGCGCACGUGCACGCCCACGCGCCGCCCUCGCCGUCGCCGUCGCCCGCGGCCUCGCCCUCGGCCUCACCGUCGCCCUCGCCCGAGCCGUGCGCCUCGACCGCCGCGCCGGGCCACGACGGCUCCCUGGAGGAGCUGCGCGGCGCCGAGGCCGGCGUCGGCGGGGGCGGGGGUCGCUCCAGCCGCGGCAGCGCCGCCUCCGUGGGCGCCGGGAGUAGCGUCGCGGGGCACGGCGCCUCCUGCUCCUCCUCCACCACCUCCUCCAUGACGAGCGUCGCGGCGGCCGGGCGCACCUCCGACCCGUGGCUGCAGUUUUAUGAAACUAAGUAUCAGUAG
Molecule: messenger RNA, 654 nt
Organism: Gryllus bimaculatus (two-spotted cricket)
Lineage: Eukaryota; Metazoa; Arthropoda; Insecta; Orthoptera; Gryllidae
Source: the annotation of a GenBank genome assembly